This is a messenger RNA of Patella vulgata (common limpet), 495 nucleotides long. RefSeq names its product dnaJ homolog subfamily C member 21-like. The transcript has 5 exons. Bases 1 to 495 code for a protein of 164 amino acids. The record is from RefSeq and is a predicted model, not a curated record. NCBI's taxonomy places the organism in Eukaryota, Metazoa, Mollusca, Gastropoda, Patellidae.
AUGGGAAAGAUAUUAUCGAAAAAACAGAAAAAAAGACGAAGGCAACAAAAAGCAGAAGCUGAGAGAGAAGAGGAUGAUAAUGAAUCUGUUAAAGAAAAUAAUUCUGCAUCAACUAGUCAAACUACGGACCAAACAGAUGAUAGAUUAGCACCUGAUCUAGCAACAAAUAGUCAAAACAGCUCUCAGAAUAAUGAAGGUUUAAGUAAAGAGAUUAAAGAGACAAUAAAUAAAAAUGUAAACCCAUUACAAGUACCAGUAGAAGAAAAUGGCGCUACCAUAAUAUUACCUGAUCAACCUGAAAAUCAUAAGGUUUCAGAAUCAACAACAGAAUAUUGUAAUGUGUGUAAACAAAGUUUUCCAACAAGAAAUAAACUAUUUCAGCAUAUUAAAGCCACUGGUCAUGCUUUACGAGUAGAUGCUCCUAAAAACAAAACCCCUGUUGUAGAGGAUAAUAAGAAAUCGAAAAGUAAAACAAAGAAGAAAGCAAAAAGAUAA